CAAGUGGACAAGCUUGCUUGUGCACACAUUCACCCACGCAUAUGCUUAUGCAUGUCCAUGUGUUUGAGUGGUUUGCUUGGUUCUUUGGAUUCUUGUUCAAGAAUCUAUUUCCAAGUUCCCUAAGACCACCUCCAAGGAUUCCAUCAAAACACAACAGGGUUUCUUUUAAUAUUAUAAAACUAUUUGUGUAAAUUCCUGAGAGACUACCGGGUUGGUUUGCGUAUUUUGGUGGUGGGGUUAGGUUACGUAAUUAGUUUCCUGGAAGUGUAUUUAAAGAAGACUUAACGGCUACUGCUGGUUUCGUAGAGUUUAUAAAACUCUAAAUUUUGGAGUACAAGGAAUUGGGGCAGCCGUUUCAAUAUAGGAACUUAAUUUCUUGAAAUUAAGCUUGAAGAUUGGGAAAUUUUUUGGUUUACAGAGGGAAAUUUUUUGGUUUACAGCAGAGAAGAAGGGAACUUGCACACAACAUCAGCCAGACAUGGUUGCAGAAAAACAACACUCAAAGAUGGUAACCAGAACAGUGGAUCUCCGGUCUGACACUGUCACUAAACCAACUGAAGCAAUGAGGGCAGCUAUGGCAAAUGCUGAGGUUGAUGAUGACGUUCUGGGUUAUGACCCAACUGCGUCACGGUUAGAGACUGAAAUGGCCAAAAUCAUGGGCAAGGAAGCAGCUCUUUUUGUUCCAUCAGGCACCAUGGGUAACCUUAUUAGUGUGCUUGUGCAUUGUGACAUUAGGGGAAGUGAAGUAAUUCUUGGACACAAUUCUCACAUCCACAUAUAUGAGAAUGGAGGCAUUUCAACUCUUGGAGGUGUGCAUCCAAGGACAGUGCCGAAUAACAAGGAUGGAACGAUGGAUAUCAAUUUAAUUGAAGCUGCAAUUAGAGAUCCAAGAGGGGGACUUGUGUAUCCAACUACUAGGCUUAUCUGCCUGGAGAAUUCACAAGCCAACUGUGGUGGUAGAUGCCUAUCUGUAGAAUAUACAGAUAGAGUUGGAGAAUUAGCUAAAAAGCAUGGUUUGAAGCUUCACAUUGAUGGGGCUCGCAUUUUCAAUGCAGCAGUUGCGCUUGGAGUUCCUGUGCAUAGGCUUGUUCAAGCUGCUGAUUCAGUUUCGGUAUGCCUAUCAAAAGGUUUGGGUGCGCCAGUUGGAUCAGUUAUUGUUGGUUCAAAAAGCUUUAUUGCAAAGGCUAGAAUCCUUAGGAAAACAUUAGGAGGUGGGAUGCGACAGGUUGGUAUCCUUUGUGCCGCUGCUUUAGUUGCCUUGCAAGAGAACGUUGGAAAGCUUGAGGAUGAUCACAAGAAAGCCAAGACACUAGCAGAGGGACUGAAUCAAAUUAAAGGACUAAGAGUGGAUGUCGCUGCGGUAGAAACCAACAUUAUAUAUUUGGACAUGCUAGAUGACUCAAAAUUUACAGCAGAAAAUCUAAGCAAGAGCUUGGAACAACAUGGUGUACUUGUGAUGUUAGAGGGCCCAUUCAGCAUUAGGAUUGUUCUUCACCACCAAAUUUCAGCAAGUGAUGUGCAGUACACUUUAUCAUGCUUUCAGCAAGCUUUAACAGGGGUGCAAGAUGAAAAUGGCAACUAGAGGAAGAAAUGAUGUGAAUUUCUCUUUAAUAAGAUUAUUUCCAUCUGUUAAGUACAAGUGUUAGACUCUUCAUUAGAAGGAAACUGCCUUCACCAGUGUCCUGUGUGUUUUACUUUACAGUUUGAAAUUAAAAAUGGUUAAACAAAUAAGCAGUACCCUACUGCUCAUGGCCUGUAACAUUUAUUAUAGCCAAUAAGGAAAUUAAAUUUAAUAUUA
Messenger RNA from Hevea brasiliensis (rubber tree), 1798 nucleotides. Its product is annotated as low-specificity L-threonine aldolase 1. The record is from RefSeq and is a predicted model, not a curated record. The transcript has 12 exons. Gene Ontology annotation, molecular function: L-allo-threonine aldolase activity. Gene Ontology annotation, biological process: glycine biosynthetic process; L-threonine catabolic process. The coding region runs from base 479 to 1582 and encodes 367 amino acids. NCBI's taxonomy places the organism in Eukaryota, Viridiplantae, Streptophyta, Magnoliopsida, Malpighiales, Euphorbiaceae. Gene Ontology annotation, cellular component: cytosol.